This is a messenger RNA of Salpingoeca rosetta, 4050 nucleotides long. Its product is annotated as anthranilate synthase. The coding region runs from base 1 to 4050 and encodes 1349 amino acids. Gene Ontology annotation, biological process: L-tryptophan biosynthetic process. The transcript has 3 exons. NCBI's taxonomy places the organism in Eukaryota, Choanoflagellata, Craspedida, Salpingoecidae. Gene Ontology annotation, molecular function: anthranilate phosphoribosyltransferase activity. The record is from RefSeq and is a predicted model, not a curated record.
AUGACCAUCACCAAGCAGUGCACCGCCAAGCUGGUGCAGGCCUGGGAGACGCAGAUGUUGGGAAGCGCAUCGGAUGUGCCGGCUUCAAACGCAAGCACCAGCGGCAGUGCCAUGGGCACAACACCAGGCAACAACAACAACAAUGACAACUUUGACGACGAUGAUAUGGAGCCAGACGUGCUCACGGAGGCCGAGAUGGCCGCUUGUAUGCAGGAAAUCAUGUCCGGAUCCCUGCCGAACGCCACCGUUGCGGGCUUCCUCGUCGCCCUGAGAAUGUCCCGGCGCAGUCCCCCGAGUGUGUCCAUGCUGGCCGCCUGCGCGGCAUCGCUCCUCGACUUUGCCGUCCCCUGCCGCCCAAACGUGCCGGCCACAUCCAUGACCCCUGCGCUCGUCGACAUCGUCGGCACGGGCGGCGACGGCUGCGACGCCUUCAACGUCUCCACAGCCGCCGGGCUUGUCAUGGCCGCGUGCGGGCUCACCGUCGCCAAGCACGGCAACCGCUCCUCCUCGGGCAAGGUCGGCUCGGCAGACUUUCUCGAAGCCCUCGGCGCAAACAUCCAGCUCUCUGGCAAACAGGUGGAGCAGUGCAUUGAGCGCUGCGGGUACGGCUUCCUCUUCGCCCAGCGCUUCCACCCGGCCAUGAAGCACGUUGCCGCGGUCCGCAAGCAGAUUGGCAUCCGCACCAUCUUCAACCUCCUCGGCCCGCUCUCCAACCCGGCCGGCGCAACGCACAAGGUCAUUGGCGUGAGCGACGUCACCCUGGGCCCCAUCUUCGCCCGCAUCCUGCAGCGUCACGGCACAAAGCACGGCCUCGUUGUGCACUCCGCCGACGGGCUGGACGAGUUCAGCCCCAGCAUGCCCUCCCUCGUUUGGGAGGUGCGCGCAGACCGCGACACCAUCGCCCACUACACCGUGGAGCCGGGCGAGCACUUUGGCUGCGAGCCAUGCAGCCUGGAUGCCGUCUGUGGUGGCUCGCUUGAGGAGCGCGUUGCUGCCUUCCGUCGCGUGCUUGACGGCGACACCACCUCCCCGAUUGCCCGCUUCAUCAUCAUCAACGCCGCUGCGGGCGUGUAUGCUGCAGACGGUGCCGCGUCCCUUCGCAGCGCUGCAGACCACGUGCGCGCCGUGCUCGCGUCCGGUGGUGCGCGCGUGCUCACAGACACAUACGUGGGUAUCACGCGCGAACUCAAACAGCAACAGCAGCAGGUGCAGCAGGGCGGAGAUGGAGAUCAAGGCAAACAGGGCGCAUGCGACACGAGCAGAGGUGUGGGGCCAGAUAACACGCGCACAACAAGCGCUGACGUAUCGCAAACGUCCACGACUACACAUGACGACGACGACGACGACGACGACGAUGACACAUUCGAUGAAACAACGAGCACCAUUGCUGCCCAUGAUCCUGCUGGGGAUGAGAGUGAUGGCGAUGAGAAUGGAGCUGACGCUGCCGGUGAUCAGGGCCCUGGUACCAGUCAGCAACAGCAACGCGUGCGCACGGACCGCGACCACACGUACACAACACAGCACGGCAUCCGCGUCCACCGGUCGUGCACGCGCGUGAACGAUGUGGAGACACACGUGCGCGCGCUCUCGUCCGUGCUCGACACGCACCUUGGUCUGCUCAUGUGCUCGGACUACGAGCAGCCAGGCCGCUACACCAAGUGGGUGACGGGCUUCUCGGACCCGCCCAUCAUGCUGGUCACGCGUGGCCGCACCUUCACCAUCACCGCCCUCAACAAGCGCGGCGAGGUCCUCCUGCCGCCGAUUGCGUCAUGCCUGCGCAAGGAGCGCAUGGCGAUUGCGUCAGUGGAGGCGACCACCGACGUCAUCACGGGCACCGUGCACAAGCCAGGCCGCCGCUUCCCCGAGGAGCAGCGCUCGCGCCAGCCGUCCGCGUUCAGCGUCAUGCGCAGCAUCCUGUCCCUCUUCCACUCCGACGAGGACAACACGCUCGGCCUCUACGGCGCCUUUGGGUACGACCUUGCGUUUCAGUUUGAAGACACGGAGCUUCGGCUGGAGCGCCCACCCAACCAGCGCGACAUGGUCCUUUUCCUGCCAGAUCGCGUUUUGCGCUAUGACGUCACCACGAAGCGCGGCCACGUGUACUCGUACGACUUUGAAUUCAACGGCCAAUCCACUGUUGGGCUGGACCGCUACGGGCCCCGCUUUGCGUACACGGCCAGCACACACCGCCACCAGCACCCACGCAUCCACUCCCGCGGCAGCAACAGCAGCAACAGCAACACCAGCAGCAAGCGAGCCAGCCCUCCAACCCCUCAAACAACCGCCACCAACACCAGCAAUGACACCAGUGAUGCGGAUGCAGCCAUCGUCUGCGAUCACAAACCAGGCGAGUACGCGGCGAAGGUUCGCUUGGCCAAGGAAAAGUUCAAGGUUGGUGAUUUGUUUGAGGCCGUCCUGAGCCAGAGCUUCCACGCGCCGUGCCCGUCCCGUCCAUCGCGCCUGUUCCACCGCCUGCGCCGCCGCAACCCGGCCCCAUAUGCCUUCAUCGUCAGCCUGGGCUCCAAGGAGUACCUCGUGGGCGCAUCACCAGAGAUGUACCGACCAACGUCAACGUCGCGCACGCGUAUUGAAACAUGUCCUAUUUCUGGAACGAUACGACGCGGGAAGGACGCCAUGGAGGACUCGCGAAACAUCGUGACGCUCCUGUCCAGCCCAAAAGAGGAGGCAGAGCUGACAAUGUGCACAGAUGUCGACCGGAACGACAAGUCGCGCAUCUGCGAGGCGGGCUCUGUUCGCCUGCUCGCCCGCCGGCAAAUCGAGCGUUACUCCAAGCUCAUCCACACCGUCGACCACGUGGAGGGUGUGCUGCGGCCCGGCUACGAUGCCCUGGACGCGUUCCUCUGCCACACGUGGGCGGUGACGGUCACGGGCGCUCCAAAGCCGUGGGCAAUGCAGUUUGUGGAGGACACAGAGGCGAGCGCGCGGCGCUGGUAUGCGGGCGCUGUGGGCAUGAUCUACUUCAACGGGGACAUGAACACGGGACUCACGCUCCGCACCAUCCACAUUGAGGACGGCAACGCGUGUGUUCGCGCGGGGGCAACCCUGCUGUGGGACUCUGAUCCCGAUGCAGAGGAGGCAGAGACGCGCCUUAAAGCAUCCGCGUUUCUUGAUGCGCUCCUGCACACACACGCGCAGUCGUCCAGCGCCGCACGCAAGAGGACCAAGAGCAAGGCCGUGCAUGACAACGGCAAUGACGGUCGUGACCGUGAUGGUGAUGAUGAUGAUGGUGAUGGUGAUGAUGAUGAUGCUGUUGCCCAGCCGCAGGAUGUGAUGUUCUCCGAUGAUGAGGGCGACGAUGAUGAAUAUGACGAUGAUGAUGAUGCUGGUCAUGGUGCACUGGCAUUGGGCCGGCGCACGCCAGACCCGUUCACGAGCGGCCGCGGGUUGAAGGUGGUGGUGGUUGACCACGAGGACUCGUUCGUGCACACGCUCAGCAACUACCUGCGACAGACGGGUGCAGAUGUGGUGACGUUCCGUGCCGGGUUUGAUGUCGCCCUGCUCGACUCGGAGCGACCGGACGCUGUGCUGAUGAGCCCUGGGCCUGGCUGCCCAAGCGACUUCAACACGUCCGCCACCAUCACGCAGCUGCUGUGCCGCAACAUCCCCAUCUUCGGCGUGUGCCUUGGCCUGCAGGCGAUGGUGGAGCACUUUGGCGGUGCGCUAGAUGUUCUGCCGGAACCACUGCACGGCAAACCGUCGAGCGUCAGCGUCGUUGUUCCCUCCAGCCGCGUCUUUGACGGCCUGCCAUCCAGCUUUGUUGUUGCGCGGUACCACUCGCUGUACGCGCGACUCGAAAACGUGCCCUCCCCGCUCACCGUCACCGCCAUCAGCGACGAUGGUGUUGUGAUGGCAGUCGAGCACAAGUCGCUGCCGCUGGCUGCCGUUCAGUUCCACCCAGAGUCGAUUCUCACCGGCCGCGACACCGGUGUGCACAUCCUCAACAACGCCCUGCAGUGGUUUGAGGAGCUGAAGAACACCCCGUCUGCACCCAGCACGCCCAGCAGGGCAACCCGCAUCAGCACCAUCUGA